Molecule: messenger RNA, 1755 nt
Organism: Trematosphaeria pertusa
Lineage: Eukaryota; Fungi; Ascomycota; Dothideomycetes; Pleosporales; Trematosphaeriaceae
Product: hexokinase
Exons: 2
Coding region: 169-1671 (500 amino acids)
Biological process (GO): glucose 6-phosphate metabolic process; intracellular glucose homeostasis; glycolytic process
Cellular component (GO): mitochondrion; cytosol
Molecular function (GO): ATP binding; glucokinase activity; mannokinase activity
Source: RefSeq, a predicted model, not a curated record
CAACCGCCUGAACGUCGUGGAAACAGCGAACCGCAGCCAUGGUUGCCGGAAGGAAACCGCCCUCAAGAAAGGGUACGAUCGCUCUUUCCUCUUCCUCGUUUGCCUCACAUCUCCGCAUCCGCGCCUUCCGCAAUGCCGAUAUAAGUUGCUGCGAUACGAAAUAGCAGGAUGGGUGAGAUAACGUGUGUCUCAGGCUCCAUGGCCGAUGUGCCAAAGGAUCUGCUGGACCAAAUCAAUCGACUAGAGGAGCUCUUUGUCGUCGACACGGCUAAGCUCAAGGAAGUCACGAAUCAGUUUGUCAGCGAGCUCGAGAGAGGCUUGCGGGAGGAGAAUUCGACCAUUCCCAUGAAUCCUACCUGGUGUAUGGCCUUCCCCGACGGAAACGAGACUGGCACCUUCCUCGCCCUCGACAUGGGCGGUACCAACCUCCGAGUCUGCGAAGUGACGCUUACUGAAGAAAAGGGCGAGUUCGACAUCAUACAAUCCAAGUACCGUAUGCCGGAGGAGCUAAAGACUGGCACGGCCGACGAACUAUGGGGCUAUGUCGCGGAUUGCCUUCAGCAGUUCAUCGAGUACCACCAUGCGGACGAGGAGAUUGAGCAGCUGCCGCUCGGCUUCACAUUCUCCUAUCCGGCAACACAGAACUACAUUGAUCACGGCAUUCUGCAGCGAUGGACGAAAGGCUUCGACAUUGACGGCGUUGAGGGCAAGGACGUAGUCCCACCCUUCGAGGCUGCGCUCACUGAGCGCGGUGUCCCAAUCAAGCUCACAGCCCUCGUCAACGACACUACUGGUACCAUGAUCGCGUCCGCCUACACUGACACGCAGAUGAAGAUUGGCUGCAUCUUCGGCACUGGCUGCAACGCAGCCUACAUGGAGAACUGCGGCUCGAUCCCCAAGCUCGCCCACAUGAACCUCGACCCCGACCUCCCCAUGGCCAUCAACUGCGAAUACGGCGCCUUCGACAACGAGCACAAAGUCCUCCCACGCACUCCCUACGACAUAAUAAUCGACAAAGAGUCUCCGCGCCCGGGCCAGCAAUCCUUCGAGAAGAUGAUCGCAGGACUCUACCUCGGCGAGAUCUUCCGCCUCGUCCUGCUCGACCUGCACCAGAACCCCGACUGCAACAUCUUCGAGGGCCAGGACAUCGGCAAGCUCAAGAAAGCCUACUCGCUCGACGCCGGCUUCCUCGCCGCCAUCGAGGAAGACCCCUUCGAGAACCUGUCCGAAACGCACGACCUCUUCCAGAACUCCCUCAGCAUCGUCUGCACAAAACCGGAGCUCGAGCUCAUCCGCAAACUCGCAGAGCUCAUCGGCACCCGCGCCGCCCGCCUCUCCGCCUGCGGUGUCGCCGCCAUCUGCAAGAAGAAGGGCUGGCAGACGUGCCAUGUCGGCGCCGACGGCUCCGUCUUCAACAAGUACCCGCACUUCAAGCUGCGCGGCGCGCAGGCGCUCAAGGAGAUCCUCGACUGGCCAAAGAACAAGGGGAAGGGCAAGGGCGACCCGAUCGAGAUCUUGCCCUCGGAGGACGGGUCUGGCGUCGGCGCGGCGCUGAUUGCGGCGCUGACGUUGAAGCGCGCGGAGCAGGGCCAGGUUGCCGGCAUUCGGGAUCCGGAGGCUAUGAUCAGGGCGGCGCAGUCCGCGAAGAAGUUUAAGCCUGCGCUUGAGUAAGAGCUGUGGCGCUGCCGGACUGUUUUGUUCUUGUGCAAUGUAGUUAUGUUGUUCUCUGUGCGAUUUAGAGAUCUAGCUCCUUCA